UUUUCAGAAAGCCCAAGCUCACCAAAUAUCUAUUUACUUCCUCUGCCUUGUGAAGGCAUUCAUCCAACCAACCCCAUUCUGACUUGCAUCGUAGCAGACUUCCGCCCAAAAAAGAUUACAGUAAACUGGGAAGUGAACGGAACUCCUCACAAUUUUAAAAACCCUUCUCCCUUUCCCAACGGAAAAGAUGGCAAAGAGAAGGCCUACACCCUCGUCAGCAACCUGGAGAUUUCCCCGGAGGAGUGGAAGAACGGUGCCACGUAUUCGUGUGUGGUUUCACACAACUCUACAACAAGGAACAAGACAAUCAGCAGGUGUACAGCUUGCUCCAGCAUUGAACCAACUAUUCAUCUUCAGAAACCCACAUUUGAAGAUAUUAUCAAAGGGAAAGAUGUAAGUGCUGAUUGUCUUGUGGUCGGGCUCAAUGACAUCACCGUUUCCUGGAUUACUGAUGGAAGAGAACAUGGUUCAGUUUUAGUUGAUGUCAAACUAAAUGGGAAUAAUACCCAAAGCAUCACCAGGCGAUUGACAGUCUCUUCUUCUGAAUGGAAAAGCUACAGCAAAGUUAGCUGCAAAGUUACACACCCUUGUUCCACCAAAGAGGCGUCUAUUACCAAAGAGAAAGGUUACAGUAAACCUGCUCUUAAGAUUCUACGCCCCUCUGAAGAUCAGCUGGGAGCCGACAGCGCAGAGCUGAUAUGCAUCAUUGCUGGGUUCUUCCCGAGUGAUAUCUAUGUGACAUGGUUGAAAGGUGAUAAAGACAUUGAUGCAGCUAGUUACAAGAACAAUCCUGUCACUCCUGAAAAUGGGGAAGGCUCCUAUUCAAUGGUCAGUAGACUCACAAUCCCCAAAAAUGAGUGGACGACUCGGAAUACCUACAGCUGCAAGGCUGCUCAUGGGACAGAAUGGUUUGAAGCUAAAACACCUGACAAUCUCUUUGCUUGCUCCAGCAUCGAGCCAACUAUUCAUCUUCAGAAACCCACAUUUGAAGAUAUUAUCAAAGGGAAAGAUGUAAGUGCUGAUUGUCUUGUGGUCGGGCUCAAUGACAUCACCGUUUCCUGGAUUACUGAUGGAAGAGAACAUGAUUCAGUUUUAGUUGAUGUCAAACUAAAUGGGAAUAAUACCCAAAGCAUCACCAGGCGAUUGACAGUCUCUUCUUCUGAAUGGAAAAGCUACAGCAAAGUUAGCUGCAAAGUUACACACCCUUGUUCCACCAAAGAGGCAUCUAUUACCAAAGAGAAAGGUUACAGUAAACCUGCUCUUAAGAUUCUACGCCCCUCUGAAGAUCAGCUGGGAGCCGACAGCGCAGAGCUGAUAUGCAUCAUUGCUGGGUUCUUCCCGAGUGAUAUCUAUGUGAAAUGGUUGAAAGGUGAUAAAGACAUUGAUGCCGCUAGUUACAAGAACAAUCCCGUCACUCCUGAAAAUGGGGGAGUCUCCUAUUCAAUGGUCAGUAGACUCACAAUCCCCAAAAAUGAGUGGACGACUCGGAAUACCUACAGCUGCGUGGCUGCUCAUGGGACAGAAAGGUUUGAAGCUAAAACACCUGACAAUCUCUUUGCUUGCUCCAGCAUCGAGCCAACUAUUCAUCUUCAGAAACCCACAUUUGAAGAUAUUAUCAAAGGGAAAGAUGUAAGUGCUGAUUGUCUUGUGGUCGGGCUCAAUGACAUCACUGUUUCCUGGAUUACUGAUGGAAGAGAACAUGAUUCAGUUUUAGUUGAUGUCAAACUAAAUGCGAAUAAUACCCAAAGCAUCACCAGGCGAUUGACAGUCUCUUCUUCUGAAUGGAAAAGCUACAGCAAAGUUAGCUGCAAAGUUACACACCCUUGUUCCACCAAAGAGGCGUCUAUUACCAAAGAGAAAGGUUACAGUAAACCUGCUCUUAAGAUUCUACGCCCCUCUGAAGAUCAGCUGGGAGCCUACAGCGCAGAGCUGAUAUGCAUCAUUGCUGGGUUCUUCCCGAGUGAUAUCUAUGUGAAAUGGCAGAAAGGUGAUAAAGACAUUGAUGCCGCUAGUUACAAGAACAAUCCCGUCACUCCUGAAAAUGGGGGAGUCUCCUAUUCAAUGGUCAGUAGACUCACAAUCCCCAAAAAUGAGUGGACGACUCGGAAUACCUACAGCUGCGUGGCUGCUCAUGGGACAGAAAGGUUUGAAGCUAAAACACCUGACAAUCUCUUUGCUUGCUCCAGCAUCGAGCCAACUAUUCAUCUUCAGAAACCCACAUUUGAAGAUAUUAUCAAAGGGAAAGAUGUAAGUGCUGAUUGUCUUGUGGUCGGGCUCAAUGACAUCACCGUUUCCUGGAUUACUGAUGGAAGAGAACAUGAUUCAGUUUUAGUUGAUGUCAAACUAAAUGCGAAUAAUACCCAAAGCAUCACCAGGCGAUUGACAGUCUCUUCUUCUGAAUGGAAAAGCUACAGCAAAGUUAGCUGCAAAGUUACACACCCUUGUUCCACCAAAGAGGCGUCUAUUACCAAAGAGAAAGGUUACAGUAAACCUGCUCUUAAGAUUCUACGCCCCUCUGAAGAUCAGCUGGGAGCCGACAGCGCAGAGCUGAUAUGCAUCAUUGCCGGGUUCUUCCCGAGUGAUAUCUAUGUGAAAUGGCAGAAAGGUGAUAAAGACAUUGAUGCCGCUAGUUACAAGAACAAUCCCGUCACUCCUGAAAAUGGGGGAGUCUCCUAUUCAAUGGUCAGUAGACUCACAAUCCCCAAAAAUGAGUGGACGACUCGGAAUACCUACAGCUGCAAGGCUGCUCAUGGGACAGAAUGGUUUGAAGCUAAAACACCUGACAAUCUCUUUGCUUGCUCCAGCAUCGAGCCAACUAUUCAUCUUCAGAAACCCACAUUUGAAGAUAUUAUCAAAGGGAAAGAUGCAAGUGCUGAUUGUCUUGUGGUCGGGCUCAAUGACAUCACCGUUUCCUGGAUUACUGAUGGAAGAGAACAUGAUUCAGUUUUAGUUGAUGUCAAACUAAAUGCGAAUAAUACCCAAAGCAUCACCAGGCGAUUGACAGUCUCUUCUUCUGAAUGGAAAAGCUACAGCAAAGUUAGCUGCAAAGUUACACACCCUUGUUCCACCAAAGAGGCGUCUAUUACCAAAGAGAAAGGUUACAGUAAACCUGCUCUUAAGAUUCUACGCCCCUCUGAAGAUCAGCUGGGAGCCGACAGCGCAGAGCUGAUAUGCAUCAUUGCUGGGUUCUUCCCGAGUGAUAUCUAUGUGAAAUGGCAGAAAGGUGAUAAAGACAUUGAUGCCGCUAGUUACAAGAACAAUCCCGUCACUCCUGAAAAUGGGGGAGUCUCCUAUUCAAUGGUCAGUAGACUCACAAUCCCCAAAAAUGAGUGGACGACUCGGAAUACCUACAGCUGCAAGGCUGCUCAUGGGACAGAAUGGUUUGAAGCUAAAACACCUGACAAUCUCUUUGCUUGCUCCAGCAUCAAGCCAACUAUUCAUCUUCAGAAACCCACAUUUGAAGAUAUUAUCAAAGGGAAAGAUGUAAGUGCUGAUUGUCUUGUGGUCGGGCUCAAUGACAUCACCGUUUCCUGGAUUACUGAUGGAAGAGAACAUGAUUCAGUUUUAGUUGAUGUCAAACUAAAUGCGAAUAAUACCCAAAGCAUCACCAGGCGAUUGACAGUCUCUUCUUCUGAAUGGAAAAGCUACAGCAAAGUUAGCUGCAAAGUUACACACCCUUGUUCCACCAAAGAGGCGUCUAUUACCAAAGAGAAAGGUUACAGUAAACCUGCUCUUAAGAUUCUACGCCCCUCUGAAGAUCAGCUGGGAGCCGACAGCGCAGAGCUGAUAUGCAUCAUUGCUGGGUUCUUCCCGAGUGAUAUCUAUGUGAAAUGGCAGAAAGGUGAUAAAGACAUUGAUGCCGCUAGUUACAAGAACAAUCCCGUCACUCCUGAAAAUGGGGGAGUCUCCUAUUCAAUGGUCAGUAGACUCACAAUCCCCAAAAAUGAGUGGACGACUCGGAAUACCUACAGCUGCAAGGCUGCUCAUGGGACAGAAUGGUUUGAAGCUAAAACACCUGACAAUCUCUUUGCUUGCUCCAGCAUCGAGCCAACUAUUCAUCUUCAGAAACCCACAUUUGAAGACAUUUUCAAAGGGGAAAACGUAAGUGCUGAUUGUCUUGUGGUCGGGCUCAAUGACAUCACCGUUUCCUGGAUUACUGAUGGAAGAGAACAUGGUUCAGUUUUAGUUGCUGUCAAACUAAAUGGGAAUAAUACCCAGAGCAUCACCAGGCGAUUGACAGUCUCUUCUUCUGAAUGGAAAAGCUACAGCAAAGUUAGCUGCAAAGUUACACACCCUUGUUCCACCAAAGAGGCGUCUAUUACCAAAGAGACAGGUCACCACAAAAACCCUAUCCUGGAUCUUCGGCAACCCUCUGAAGAUCAGCUGGGAGCCGACAGCGCAGAGCUGAUAUGCAUCAUUGCUGGAUUCUUCCCGAGUGAUAUCUAUGUGAAAUGGCAGAAAGGUGAUAAAGACAUUGAUGCCGCUAGUUACAGGAACAGUCCCGCCACUCCAGAGAAUGGGGGAGUCUCCUAUUCAACGGUCAGUAGACUCACAGUCCUCAAAAAUGAGUGGACGACUCGGAAUACCUACAGCUGCAUGGCUGCCCAUGGGACAGAAUGGUUUGAAGCAAGAACUUCUGACAAUCUCUUUGCUUCUGUGAUACCAACAAAGCCCACAAUGCAGCUUCUUCAGUCUUCAAGUGAACUGGUCUGCUUGGUGUAUGGAUUUAGCCCAAAGCACAUUGAAAUCAAGUGGUUUUUGAAUGAGGAGCCUGUUUCUCGAAACUACACCACCACUCAGCCAUCGAAGGGAGUGGAUGGUAAAUUCAGCACCAGAAGUCAGGUCACCUAUUCCAUAAGAGAAUGGAAACCUGGCAUGGUUUAUACCUGCCAGUUGGAACAUCCAGCCUCCAACACAAUAUUGUCCCAUCAUAUCAUUAAACCAGAGAUUAUUGAAGAGAAAGACUUCCAUGAUGAGAAUGUUGAUUAUUUUGUCGCAGAGGACGACAUGCAGGGGGUGUGGACCACAGCGUGCACCUUCAUCAUUCUCUUUCUCAUCUCCUUCCUCUACAGUGGCUUUGUCACCGUGGUAAAGGUAAAAAAAUGAGGUUCUGCUUUUGAAAACAAGAGAUUGACUCAGAAGAGGAAUGUAGAGGAGGAAUUCUGAUGCAACAAAUCAAUAAUUAUUUUAUAAUGAUAAUUAUAAUCAAGUUUGAACUAACAAUUGUGUUCUGCCUUAAAGUGGAAACACCUAAUAACAAUUACCGCAUUUACUCAAAUUUAAAAAGAGCUUGAACGGAAGUCGCAUAUAACUCUUAAUGAAAAAAAACAAACACACAAUAAUUAACAGCCAAAUUGCCUUUUCGUUUAUAGGUGCCAGCAUGGGACACUGUAUUACUGCACAUGAAAGCAUCAGUCAACCACCAACUAUAUUACAAAUAGGAAAAUAAAAUAUGUAUAGUCCCUGUAGAAGCCCCAGAUUCCAAUUUCCUCAGCAAACAAGAUCACUUUUCUUUUAAAAGCUGCAUCAUUCAAUUUACGUGUACCGUAACACAAUUGCUGUAGUGGCAACUAAGUACUGUGAACAGUAGCUCUCGUUCAAGCAAGUGACAUGCGCAAAUGUAAAUUAGUCCCCUAACUGAAAAAAAAAAAACAAAUCGCCCUCGAAUCCGCGUCGUUCCCCCUGCAAAAUUUGAACUUUUAUUUUGGUCAGAAAAGUGGGACUUGAAUCUGAGUAAAUACGGUAAUUUUUAAUUUUUUUUUUUAAGAUAUAUUGGUUAACUAGUAUUGCCUCAAUGCAUUAUGCUUAGAUAGACUGUGUUUACAUACCAUAUAAAUACAGACGUCAUCCUAGACUUAUUUUGGCUCUCUAUCUGCUGAAAUCCUUUUGGCACCAUUUGUAGAGAUGGGACCUCACCGGCUUUGGUGUUGAAGGCUAUUGGUUAGAUAGUGAAAGGGGGUGACCCUGUUAGACAGUGAAAGGGGGUGACCCUAUUGCUUAGACAGUGAAAGGGGGUGUCCCUAUCGUCACGUACCAGCGUGUGUGUAAAUUUUGGAAAUUAAUCAGCAAUGGAGAACGAAUAAUGCUUGACUGUACUUUUUAUUAACAUUAAAGUGUGUUUAUUACAAGCAUGA
Messenger RNA from Polyodon spathula (Mississippi paddlefish), 6134 nucleotides. Its product is annotated as titin. The record is from RefSeq and is a predicted model, not a curated record. The transcript has 18 exons. Lineage: Eukaryota; Metazoa; Chordata; Actinopteri; Acipenseriformes; Polyodontidae. The annotation marks the transcript as partial.